Galeopterus variegatus (Sunda flying lemur) is the source of this 1732-nucleotide messenger RNA. It is a transcript of the gene ABLIM3, whose product is annotated as actin binding LIM protein family, member 3. Gene Ontology annotation, cellular component: stress fiber; actin cytoskeleton. The record is from RefSeq and is a predicted model, not a curated record. Gene Ontology annotation, molecular function: actin filament binding. Gene Ontology annotation, biological process: cilium assembly; cytoskeleton organization; lamellipodium assembly. Bases 73 to 1668 code for a protein of 531 amino acids. Lineage: Eukaryota; Metazoa; Chordata; Mammalia; Dermoptera; Cynocephalidae. The transcript is spliced from 19 exons.
AAGCCUUUCCCUAUUGGAGACAAGGUGACCUUCAGUGGUAAAGAAUGUGUUUGCCAGACUUGCUCUCAGUCCAUGACCAGCAGUAAGCCCAUCAAGAUCCGUGGACCAAGCCACUGUGCUGGGUGCAAGGAGGAGAUCAAGCACGGCCAGUCACUCCUGGCACUGGACAAGCAGUGGCAUGUCAGCUGCUUCAAAUGUCAAACCUGCAGCAUCAUCCUCACCGGGGAGUACAUCAGCAAGGAUGGCGUUCCAUACUGCGAGUCCGACUACCACUCCCAGUUUGGCAUUAAAUGUGAGACUUGUGACCGAUACAUCAGCGGCAGGGUCUUGGAGGCAGGAGGGAAGCACUACCACCCAACCUGUGCCAGAUGUGUACGCUGCCACCAGAUGUUCACCGAAGGGGAGGAGAUGUACCUCACAGGUUCUGAGGUUUGGCACCCCAUCUGCAAACAGGCAGCCCGGGCAGAGAAGAAGUUAAAGCAUAGGCGAACGUCAGAAACUUCCAUCUCCCCCCCUGGAUCCAGCAUUGGGUCACCCAACCGAGUCAUCUGCGCUAAAGUGGAUAAUGAGAUCCUUAAUUACAAAGACCUGGCAGCUCUCCCCAAGGUUAAGUCCAUCUACGAGGUGCAGCGCCCCGACCUCAUUUCCUACGAGCCUCAUUCCAGAUACACGUCCGAUGAAAUGCUGGAGAGAUGUGGCUAUGGAGAGUCGCUGGGAACGUUAUCUCCCUACUCGCAGGACAUCUACGAGAACCUGGACCUCCGGCAGAGACGGGCCUCCAGCCCGGGAUACAUCGACUCCCCCACCUACAGUCGACAGAGCAUGUCCCCCACCUUCCCCCGCUCUCCUCACCACUACUACCGCUCUGGGCCCGAGAGUGGCCGGAGCUCUCCAUACCAUAGCCAGUUAGAUGUGAGGUCCUCCACUCCAACCUCUUACCAGGCUCCCAAGCACUUUCACAUCCCAGGUGAUUUGUCUACAGCAACCAAGAGCAAAACCAGUGAAGACAUCAGUCAGGCCUCCAAGUACAGUCCAGUCUACUCGCCAGACCCCUACUAUGCUGCAGAGUCUGAGUACUGGACCUACCAUGGGUCCCCCAAAGUGCCCCGAGCCAGAAGGUUCUCAUCAGGAGGAGAGGAGGACGAUUUUGACCGCAGCAUGCACAAGCUCCAGAGUGGCAUUGGACGGCUGAUUCUGAAGGAGGAGAUGAAGGCCCGGUCUAGCUCCUACGCGGAUCCCUGGACCCCUCCCCGGAGCUCCACCAGCAGCCGGGAGGCCCUGCACACAGCUGGUUAUGAGAUGUCCCUCAAUGGCUCCCCUCGUUCUCACUACCUGGCUGAUAGUGAUCCCCUCAUCUCCAAAUCUGCCUCCCUGCCUGCCUACAGAAGAAACGGGCUGCACAGGACGCCCAGCGCAGACCUCUUCCACUACGACAGCAUGAACACAGUCAACUGGGGCAUGCGAGAGUACAAGAUCUACCCUUAUGAACUGCUGCUGGUGACUACAAGAGGGAGAAACCGACUGCCCAAGGAUGUGGACCGGACCCGUUUAGAGCGCCACCUGUCCCAGGAAGAGUUCUACCAAGUCUUCGGCAUGACCAUCUCUGAGUUUGACCGGCUGGCCCUUUGGAAGAGGAAUGAACUGAAGAAGCAAGCCCGGCUGUUCUAGGCAGAGGCUCUAUAAAUAUAUAUAUGCAUUUAUAUAAAGCUAUAUGUAGAAUCUCUAUACUGAA